CAAAUAAAAUACUUUAUUGAAAAGAAUCUUGUACUUAAAUAUGAAUGUUUUAACAAAUAUAAGUCGAGGAUGAACUGUUUUCGUUAAAUGUUAGAAAUGUGCAUUUCAAUAAUAAAAAUAAAAAUAAAAAUACAAGUUUAUGUCCACCAUACAAUAGUUGCUUACGUCGGAUAUCAUUUAAAAACAGAUUCAUGCCAGACUACUAGAUUCUACGCAUUUUGUAUUAUGUAUAAGGUCGAUGAUCAACAGCAUCAUUGUCGGUUCAACAGGCUUUUAACACGUGCUCAGAGACGAUGGAUGAAGAACGGAUAUGGGAACAGAAACACUUCAAAAAUAAAUUGAUAAUGUUGAACCUCCAGUCAAAAGAGACAUGGACUGUGGAAGACUGGGUGAAAGUAGAUAGACUUUUGAGAUCGACUAAAGGAGACUUAUUGCAGACAUAUAUUUGGCAUCGUUUCCGUAAACGAUUUGAAAAAGAGGUAAAAUUGUUGACGAAAAACUUACUGUCUAAAGAAGCAUGGACUGAAACAGACUUGAGGAAAGUUAACAGCAUAAUGUUUCAUAUAUUAGUCAAGCAUAAUAUUCCGCAAGGUUUCUUCGAAAGAUACAGGAAGGAAGAGAAAAAACUUUUGAUGGAAAGGCUCAUUUCGAAAGACAAGUGGACUUCAACAGACUGGUUUGAGAUUAGCAAGAGAAGGCAAUUUUUAAAAAUGGCUUUAGAUGGGAAGCUUCCAGAAGUGGGCUUGAACGAUACUAUACAACGAUUCCGUAAACGAUAUGAAAUAGAAAAAAAGAGCAAUGAAGAUGCAUUCGAAAAUUUCUUUGACCCUUGGAGAAAAAGUGUGAUAAAGGAAAACAUUACUAGGGAAUUAUCUUUGAAAAACCUGAAGCCUGAAAGAGGUGAUCAGUGGUUCUUGGAUAAAGUUAGAGAAGCUCAAGAAAGACAAAGAAAGGAUACUUCGAACGGAAGCAAUAAUCCCAUCAGUGCAAAAACAGACGGAAUGGUUAAAGUUCCGGAUGAGAUUGACGAUGAUCCUUACACUAGACGUCUCUAUACAAAAGCUCUACAAGACGGGAAAGAAACUGACCAUUGUAUUCGGAUAAAUGUUGUUGGCAAUUUUGCACAAGGAAAAACAUCACUUAUAAGACGACUCGUUGGGCAAAGUAUUGAUGGAGUUGAAACAACAAAUGGAAUAGACAUUGAUCGGUACAUAUGCAAAGAGUCACAUGAUGGCAAUAUACAUUGUGUAAAAUCUAACAACGAUGAUGAUACAAGCGCUCUUCGUCGGCUUUUUAUGAUAGCCAGCUCAAUAGAACCUGACGAGGUGGAAAAUAUCGGUCAAAGCUCAGAAAUUGAUGAAACUAUACAUGAAAAUAAAGUAGAAAGUGCUGAAUUAGUACAGUCGCCAAUUGACUUCAAAAUCAACGACGAGUUUCUGUCGUUUUUGUACCUGAUAAAAACUGAAACAAGAGAAGAAGUUGUCCAAACAGAGAAAGAAUUACCUGUAACGUUUGACAUAUGGGACUUUGGUGGUCAGUAUAUAUUUUAUGCAACACAUACAAUGUUUCAUAGCAGAAAUGCGAUAUAUCUUCUUGUGAUGGAUCUUACGCUUGGCAUGGAACACAUUAUUUUGGACGAGGAUUUUCCUGCAGAGACUGGUGACAGAAAUAUGGAAUACUUUAUCAAAUUCUGGAUGAAUUCCAUCCAUUCAUUCGUUGGCACACAGAAUGGUCCCGAACCACACAUUAUUCUUGUUGGAACACACAAAGAUAAGAUACCUGGAGAUGGAAAUACCAAACAGAAUUGUAUUGAAAAAUAUUUUGAGGAUGUAAGAAUGCUCUUUGACAAUACGGAGGUAAUUAAGCAUAUACAUUCAAAAGACUUUGCUGUUGAUAAUACUUCAUCAGAAGAUAAUGGCAUCGAGUUGUUAGGAAAGGAGAUUAUAAAGUUAGGCACGGAAAAGGCAAAAGAAGUCAAAAUACCUGCAAAAUGGAUACAUCUAGAAGAGUCUCUGCAAAAGAGAAAGAGCGAGAAUAUAAUUUCAUUUCAUGAAGUAAAGAAAAUUGACGCUGAAAACAUUUUUCCGCUGGAUGACGAAGAACAAAUCAAGUUGUUCCUGAAAUACCACCAUUCAAAGGGCACAUUGUUCUAUUUUGAUGAAGAACCAGUCUCAGAAUACGUCGUGAUCAAUCCGCAAUACCUUAUCAAUGCAUUUAAGUGCAUUAUAACAUCAGAAAGGUUUUGUAAAAAAGAUCCAAAUAUUCGUCCAUUAUGGAGCCGGCUAGUGAAGGAAGCAAGACUUGAAAAUGACCUGAUCGACUUUCAGUGGAGAAGGAAUGACGACCAACAUUUCAUGGCAAAUAGGACUGUACUACUUUCCCUGCUGAAGAAACAUCAUAUCAUAUCAGAGGUUACGUCUUUCGAUGAGCAAUGUCAGAAGACUGAAGGUCUUGGUUGGUACAUAGUUCCUAGCUUACUGAAGAACAGAAUAACAAAAACGAAGAUCGAUGAUUUUCUCCAGGGAAAAAGACAAACUAUUAUACGGAUUGCCCUGCUGUUUGAGAAUUCAGCUAUACUGCCAACAGUCUGUCAUCGACUGUUUGCUGCAGCUCUUGGCAAAUGGUGUGUUGCUUCCUUCCACAACCAAAUAUUAUUGUUUGAGGACUUUGCUGUCUUCAGGCUUGACAUGUAUCAAGUAGGAAUAAUCAAAAUGAAUUUGAGAGACAGAGUUAUAGAACUUCAAGUUUUAGGUAUUGGAUGUUCCGCAUAUUUGGGUGACAGUUUCCGACGAUUUAUGGAAGCAAUUGUAAAUCAUGAGUUUAGAAAAUUUAACACAAGCGAACAACACCAACCGUACAGAUUGAGCUACAGAUGCAAUCACAAAAGCCAUGGAAUCGAUGGAAGUGAACUCGUUGAACUGUCACUCGUAAGAGGCAAACACAACGUUCCCUGUCCGAAUUUGGAGAAUCAUACUAUACCUAUAGCAGAGGCAAAGUCAGAAUGGUUCCUGGAAGACAAAAUAAGGAUGAAUGACAUUCCAAAUAGAAUACCUUCUGAAAAACAGCUUAGUAAAUUUUCUAGAUCGGUUGGGGAGAAUUGGGAGAUACUUGGUAUUGAAUUGGGAUUGAGCAAGGUAGCAAUAGACCUUUUAAAUGAGGACAAUCAAACGGCUGUCAUGAAAAGAUUCGAAAUGCUAAUGGAAUGGCGAAAACAACAAGCUGAUAGAGCAACUAUUGAUGUUUUGGUGGAAGCAGUAAAGAAAACCCCACAAGUUCGAAUUGACUGGGACAUCAUUCGAAAUAUAAUUGAUGAAAUGAAAGAGCAAUGAGCACGAUUAUAAUGACGAGGAUGUACCGCGCAGACAACAGAGCGCAGCAAAUGCCUGAAAUAAAAUCAGAACUGCAACAGGAAAAGUGUAUUGAAACGUUUACUUGUUAUCUCUGAGAUACAUUUCAAAGACGAAGACGACGACGACGGCGAUAGUUUUAUACUACAAGACUGUCAUGAAAGAAAUGAAAUAUCACAUACUAAAAAACUAACUUUAGGAUGAUCGUGCAUACAUAAAAGUUAUAAACAGUUGAAGAUUUUAAGCAGUAUCGAUGCUCAGCUAGAUAGAUUCUAUUUGGAAAUAUAACAUUCUUCGAUAGAAUAUAUCAUUACUGUCUCAAUCAAUGUAAAUAUGAAAUAAAGUGUUGUGUAAUAUAUCCAUGUAAAUAUCUGUAUUCAGAUUAAUAGAUCACUUUUUGAAAAAAAAAAUGUUUAAUCUAGUUUAAAAGGAUACACAGAUAAUUGUGUAGAAAAUUAAAAUCCUUUAAAUCAUUGUGGAAACGACAUUUUUCACAUUUUAUUUAAAUGCUUAGUUAAAAUAUAUAACGAUAUCUUAUUUUGAUGAUAUGGGUGUAUAUUUACUAUGCUUUUGAUAACCUGACUUGGUUAGGAUAAUGCCUAAAAUUGCUUGAAGAUGUAACUGUCCGCUUUUCAUUUUUGAUGUUUCUCAUUUUUGCCAUGGUCAAAGUAUGAAAAUUAGAUUUUAAUGGUCAAAUUCUUGAUUCUUGAUUUGACGAUUUGUCAUAUGAUUUUGCGACUUCACAUAUAGUCAUAUGGCGACUACCACAGCAUGAGAUAACUCGAGAAAACGGCUUAAAUUUAUUAAAUAAAUAAGUAAACUAGCACAAAUGCAUUGGCUUUUUUAAAAAAAAGAUCUCAAACAACACCUAAAUAUUUAAAUAUACGAUAUCAAAUAAGUAAUUUACAUAUUUUCUGAACAGAGAUUUAGACGACUUUUGUAUUUGUAAUUGUGUUGGUUUAUUGUAUUUUCAUGUAAAAGCAGCAUUUUACAAUCAUGAUAGUUCAUGUUUUCUUUUAUUUCAUAAAUGGAUGUUAACAAUGGUAUAUAGAAAUAAAUUUGGUUAGACCUUAUGAACACGGAAUUAUUUAUUUUUCAAUUAAUUAUGGACGUA
Molecule: messenger RNA, 4461 nt
Organism: Mercenaria mercenaria
Lineage: Eukaryota; Metazoa; Mollusca; Bivalvia; Venerida; Veneridae
Exons: 20
Coding region: 294-3329 (1011 amino acids)
Biological process (GO): signal transduction
Molecular function (GO): protein binding
Source: RefSeq, a predicted model, not a curated record